GUGUAAGACGCGCGGCGCGUGAGAGGAGGGUCUGUUUGCGCGCUCCCGUGCGUUCCCACCUCCCGUCUGCUAUCCGAUCCUUCCUCCGUCUCUUCGCUGACUCAGUGCCUUAAGCAGCAUCACCGCUCACCAGAACAGAUCUACAGCAUCCUCUGCGGAGAAAUACAUCAGCCAUGGCUAAAACAGCAACCGCAUACAAAGAGAAGAUGAAGGAGCUGUCUGUCCUCUCCCUCAUCUGCUCCUGCUUCUACCCAGAGCCACGCAACAAGCUUGUGUGUGACUUUGAAGACAUGGAGGUGAAACCUAUAAACAAGCGGGCCUCGGGUCAGGCUUUUGAGGUGAUUCUCAAGCCUCAGUCUCCAGUGUCAGAUGUAGCCCACAACCUUCCCUCACCCCCAAAGAGGGACAUCUCCUUGGAUGACAUUGAGAAGAAACUCGAGGCAGCUGAAGAACGGAGGAAGUACCAAGAGGCCCAGGUGCUGAGGGCUUUGGCAGAAAAGCGAGAACAUGAGAGGGACGUGUUGCUAAAGGCCAUGGAAGAGAACAGUAAUUUCAGCAAGAUGGCUGAGGAGAAGCUCCAGAUGAAGAUGGAGCAGAUCAAGGAGAACCGUGAAGCCUACCUGGCAGCCAUGAUGGAGCGCCUACAAGAGAAGGAGAGACACGCGGCUGUGGUGCGCAGAAACAAAGAGCUGAGGGAAGAGCUGACAGCAUGAGCCUCACACGAGUCCAGACUUCCUCGAUCCAUCCACCCAAUCCUGUCCCCUUCCUCGGUAGAGCCUUCACCCUCUUCGUAACAGACACUCAACCCUGGAGGCUGAGAGGUUCAAGGACCUCACCACUAUAUCACAACCCACCAUGCCACCAGUACUCACUAUUAUCAGUAUUAUCAAUGGAUACAAACAUGAAUAACACUCAUCUUGAGAAUUGAAUGGUUUUGUUGAUUUAACAGAAAUUGAAAGAAUAUGGGUUUUAUUGGCUUUAAUUUUGUCAGUACUUUUAUCUAUCUAUCUAUCUAUCUAUCUAUCUAUCUAUCUAUCUAUCUAUCUAUCUAUCUAUCUAUCUAUCUAAUAUUUUCUUUGUCUUUGAUUAAUGUUCAGUUCUUGAAGUUUGACUCUGCGACCGUUUUCUUGUGGAAGCUCUCAGUGGUGUGAGUUGGCUGUAAACAGGCAUUUGCAUUGAUUCCCGAUGAUGUCCUGAUAAUGAUGUUUUUUGCUGUGUCUUUUGUGAAGAAUGACGGUUGGUGUUUCCAGACUACAGACUCCUCAAGAUAUCAACGUAUCUCAUCUGUAUCUCCCUCACGCGCACCUACUCAUUCUCAACACGCACACUUGGAACUUAACAAUAAUCGAAACCCCACAGAUACAUAGAAGUCCACUUCCUCUGAAAUGAGCUCGAUAGGUGCUUUAUUGUUAUUAAGAAUGUCUAUGCCCAAUGGGAGCAACUGUUUAUACACUUGCAGAUUACCACUUUACCCCGACGGCGCCAUUUUUCGAUGAAUCCAUCGUUACCCAAAUGAAUAGCUCUGUUAAGAACACGGUAUUGGGAAUGAACCUUAUAAAGUUGUGAAUGUUAUGACACCAUACUGGUAUCAUGCAUAGUGUCUUGGACAGUAGAAUGUGCUGUUGCUCCCAUCUUGAUAUUGAUAGUGUGAACAUUACGUAUGUCUGUGUGGGUGUGUGUGAAUGAAGAAUGACCUUGAGGCAUCAUCAGCACCUUCUCUCAUUUAGGGGGUUAGAUAGAGAAUGGAUGCAGGAUGCUUUACAUUCAGCACACUAAACUAGUCUCUUUUUAAUAUACAGUACCACUGAUAUCUGCCUGCAUCUUCUGCUGCUUGUUUUUCUCCCUCCAUAUAUUUCUCUGUGAAAGCUUUGCUGAAUAAAAGUUUGGGGUUCUGUGAACAUGGCAUGCACCAUCUGAAACUUUUCUGUAAACUGCCAAAUAAAAGAACCAGUUAUCUACACAUCCUGA
Molecule: messenger RNA, 1968 nt
Organism: Oreochromis niloticus (Nile tilapia)
Lineage: Eukaryota; Metazoa; Chordata; Actinopteri; Cichliformes; Cichlidae
Gene: stmn2a
Product: stathmin 2a
Exons: 5
Coding region: 174-713 (179 amino acids)
Biological process (GO): neuron projection development; microtubule depolymerization; regulation of microtubule polymerization or depolymerization
Cellular component (GO): cytoplasm; growth cone; neuron projection
Molecular function (GO): tubulin binding
Source: RefSeq, a predicted model, not a curated record